Messenger RNA from Callorhinchus milii (elephant shark), 1932 nucleotides. RefSeq names its product alpha-2,8-sialyltransferase 8F. Gene Ontology annotation, molecular function: alpha-N-acetylneuraminate alpha-2,8-sialyltransferase activity. The transcript is spliced from 7 exons. The record is from RefSeq and is a predicted model, not a curated record. NCBI's taxonomy places the organism in Eukaryota, Metazoa, Chordata, Chondrichthyes, Chimaeriformes, Callorhinchidae. Bases 229 to 1353 code for a protein of 374 amino acids. Gene Ontology annotation, biological process: N-glycan processing; oligosaccharide metabolic process.
GAAAUCUAUAACUAAGUAAAACCCGCCCCGGUUAAUUUGCAUCUGAAAGUGGGAGGCAUAUCAUGAAUUGCUGCAAGAAAAGAACUGGAACUUCCAGUUUCAAGAAGGAUCCAUUCACCUGCAAUAUCAGUGUAUUUUUGGCUUACUUGCAGUGAGGUUUUACGGCAUAGAGGAUAGUAACACUUUUAAGCACACCAUUUACGUUUAGUGGACUGUACAAGGAGCAACAUGACAAGAAGGAAGAGUUUGUUUUGGAUUUGUAUAUUGUUUGGUUUGGGCUAUUUUGCAGGCUGGAUGAAUACAAUUAAGCCACAAUAUUUGAGGGUGAAUAAGCAGCAAAUAGAUCAAACCUUAACUACUCAAAAUAAAAAUAAUUUGAAGCCAAAUCCACCAGAGUGUAAGCAGCUCAGCAAGUUGCUUACUCUUAUCCCUAAGAGGUUUAAAGAUGAUGAUAUCAUUAAAGUCUUCAAGAAAACAGAGAAAUGUACAUGGUUUAGCAAUUCUGCAGCACACACGAAUUUCAGAGCACAGCUAACAAAUUGCUGCAAUGCAAUCCAAAACUUCACUGUUACACAAGUCAACACAGCACUAGGAGCAAAUCUGACUUAUGAUGCACAGCCUAAAAAGAAAAUAACGAUCACGGAAAACAUUUUUAAUUUGCUUCCUCAGACUGAGCCUUUUAAAGUCCCCAUAUCUAAACGCUGUGCUGUGGUGGGAAAUGGAGGAAUUCUAACUAAUAGCAGCUGUGGAGAGGAAAUAGAUCAAGCUGACUUUGUGUUCAGGUGUAAUCUUGCUCCUAUCAUUGGCAGAGAAGAUGAUGUGGGAUCGAAAACUGACCUGGUGACAGCUAAUCCAUCCAUAUUUUCAAUUAAAUAUCAAAACCUAAAUUUUAGAAGAAAGCCCUUUUGGGAGAGUACACAGGUAUACGGAAAAGCAUUGAUUCUAUUACCUGCAUUUGCUUAUUCAGCACAUACUAACAUGGUAUUUAAAGUUUCCUACACACUGGAAGAUUUUGGUUCAAAACUGCAGCCAAUAUAUUUAAACCCAUCUUACAUGGUAAAUAUCACUCAGUUCUGGAAAUCCGUCGGUGUGACUGAGACUCGACUAUCUAGUGGCUUGAUAGUAUUGAGUGCAGCACUGGAGCUUUGUGACGAGGUGUGGCUGUAUGGAUUCUGGCCCUUCUCGAAAAACAUGGAAGGAAUGAAGAUCUUCAAUCAUUACUACGACAAUAUACCACCAAAGCGAUCAGCUCAUGUCAUGCCGAGGGAAUUCUACAGACUUCUGCAACUUCACACCAAAGGCAUUCUGAAGUUGCGAGCUGGAAAAUGCAAGAACAAGCCAACAGAUAUUUAGAAGGAUGGGGUACAAGGCAAACAUACAUAGAAGUUCAAAUCUGUAAAACUGAAACCUAGCUAGUUUUCUGAAUGUGAUUUCUCUUUUUACCACUUUUUAUCUUCCACUCAUCCAAAUACUACUUUUUACCUUCCACUUAUCCAAAUACAGUCACAAUAAAAUCAUGAGAAGUGCUUUGAAAUGUUGCAACAAUAAGAUGUUAUGUUAAAUGCAGGAAUAAUUAUUUUUGUCUUUUGAAGAUUUUUGAAAUUAUUUUUUCUUCUAAUGGUGGUAUGGACCUGUGGGUGCUGGUUACACUCUGUUUUCUCACCAAGGUGUGUUCUUUAUGUUGUGGCUCUGACCGUCUUUGUUGACAGACUGUUCAACUGCAAGGAUCAUCAUAGUCAAUUAUGAACCACUGUUCGCCAAAUGACCACACACAUACAUCUAGCUGUGUCUUCGAUAGCAAUCAAUCAAGAUCAGGAACCCUGAUUAAUUUUCCUUAUUUAACUCUUGGACGCUAAGGCUGAUUUUAGCCCCCUUCCUGACACCGAAUGGAUCGACUUCAAGGUCCUCACUCUCGUGUUCAAAUCCAUUCAC